GUGCACAAUUGUGAGGGCUUAACUGGGUUUCCAGGAAGUACGUAAUUCACACUCUAAAUGUGACAAGCAUGACUGCCCAUAAACCUAACGACUUUUUUAAGAGACCAAAAUUCAGAAUGUUAUUCUCUCUGAAACUGCACUUAGUAACCCAGCAGAAAACUGUUCAGAGAUCUGCUCCCAUUGCAAUGAAGGCAUCUGGACAUACCAGUGGUGAUGGGCAGAAUCUGUUUACGAAAGACGUGACAGUGAUCGAGGGAGAGGUUGCGACCAUCAGUUGCCAAGUCAAUAAGAGUGACGACUCUGUGAUUCAGCUACUGAAUCCCAACAGGCAGACCAUUUAUUUCAGGGACUUCAGGCCUUUGAAGGACAGCAGGUUUCAGUUGCUGAAUUUUUCUAGCAGUGAACUCAAAGUAUCAUUGACAAACGUCUCAAUUUCUGAUGAAGGAAGAUACUUUUGCCAGCUCUAUACCGAUCCCCCACAGGAAAGUUACACCACCAUCACAGUCCUGGUCCCACCACGUAAUCUGAUGAUCGAUAUCCAGAAAGACACUGCGGUGGAAGGUGAGGAGAUUGAAGUCAACUGCACUGCUAUGGCCAGCAAGCCAGCCACGACUAUCAGGUGGUUCAAAGGGAACACAGAGCUAAAAGGCAAAUCGGAGGUGGAAGAGUGGUCAGACAUGUACACUGUGACCAGUCAGCUGAUGCUGAAGGUGCACAAGGAGGACGAUGGGGUCCCAGUGAUCUGCCAGGUGGAGCACCCUGCGGUCACUGGAAACCUGCAGACCCAGCGGUAUCUAGAAGUACAGUAUAAGCCUCAAGUGCACAUUCAGAUGACUUAUCCUCUACAAGGCUUAACCCGGGAAGGGGACGCGCUUGAGUUAACAUGUGAAGCCAUCGGGAAGCCCCAGCCUGUGAUGGUAACUUGGGUGAGAGUCGAUGAUGAAAUGCCUCAACACGCCGUACUGUCUGGGCCCAACCUGUUCAUCAAUAACCUAAACAAAACAGAUAAUGGUACAUACCGCUGUGAAGCUUCAAACAUAGUGGGGAAAGCUCACUCGGAUUAUAUGCUGUAUGUAUACGAUCCCCCCACAACUAUCCCUCCUCCCACAACAACCACCACCACCACCACCACCACCACCACCACCAUCCUUACCAUCAUCACAGACACAACGGCGACGACAGAACCAGCAGUUCACGGCCUUACUCAGUUGCCCAAUUCCGCAGAAGAACUGGACAGUGAGGACCUCUCAGAUUCCCGAGCAGGUGAAGAAGGCUCGAUCAGGGCAGUGGAUCAUGCCGUGAUCGGUGGCGUCGUGGCGGUGGUGGUGUUCGCCAUGCUGUGCUUGCUCAUCAUUCUGGGGCGCUAUUUUGCCAGACAUAAAGGUACAUACUUCACUCAUGAAGCCAAAGGAGCCGAUGACGCAGCAGACGCAGACACAGCUAUAAUCAAUGCAGAAGGAGGACAGAACAACUCCGAAGAAAAGAAAGAGUACUUCAUCUAGAUCAGCCUUUUUGUUUCAAUGAGGUGUCCAACUGGCCCUAUUUAGAUGAUAAAGAGACAGUGAUAUUGGAACUUGCGAGAAAUUCGUGUGUUUUUUUAUGAAUGGGUGGAAAGGUGUGAGACUGGGAAGGCUUGGGAUUUGCUGUGUAAAAAAAAAAAAAAUGUUCUUUGGAAAGUACACUCUGCUGUUUGACACCUCUUUUUUCGUUUGUUUGUUUGUUUAAUUUUUAUUUCUUCCUACCAAGUCAAACUUGGAUACUUGGAUUUAGUUUCAGUAGAUUGCAGAAAAUUCUGUGCCUUGUUUUUUGUUUGUUUGUUGCGUUCCUUUCUUUUCCCCCUUUGUGCACAUUUAUUUCCUCCCUCUACCCCAAUUUCGGAUUUUUUCCAAAAUCUCCCAUUUUGGAAUUUGCCUGCUGGGAUUCCUUAGACUCUUUUCCUUCCCUUUUCUGUUCUAGUUUUUUACUUUUGUUUAUUUUUAUGGUAACUGCUUUCUGUUCCAAAUUCAGUUUCAUAAAAGGAGAACCAGCACAGCUUAGAUUUCAUAGUUCAGAAUUUAGUGUAUCCAUAAUGCAUUCUUCUCUGUUGUCGUAAAGAUUUGGGUGAACAAACAAUGAAAACUCUUUGCUGCUGCCCAUGUUUCAAAUACUUAGAGCAGUGAAGACUAGAAAAUUAGACUGUGAUUCAGAAAAUGUUCUGUUUGCUGUGGAACUACAUUACUGUACAGGGUUAUCUGCAAGUGAGGUGUGUCACAAUGAGAUUGAAUUUCACUGUCUUUAAUUCUGUAUCUGUAGACGGCUCAGUAUAGAUACCCUACGCUGUCCAGAAAGGUUUGGGGCAGAAAGGACUCCUCCUUUUUCCAUGCCCUAAACAGACCUGACAGGUGAGGUCUGUUCCUUUUAUAUAAGUGGACAAAUUUUGAGUUGCCACAGGAGGGGAAGUAGGGAGGGGGGAAAUACAGUUCUGCUCUGGUUGUUUCUGUUCCAAAUGAUUCCAUCCACCUUUCCCAAUCGGCCUUACUUCUCACUAAUUUGUAGGAAAAAGCAAGUUCGUCUGUUGUGCGAAUGACUGAAUGGGACAGAGUUGAUUUUUUUUUUUUUUUCCUUUGUGCUUAGUUAGGAAGGCAGUAGGAUGUGGCCUGCAUGUACUGUAUAUUACAGAUAUUUGUCAUGCUGGGAUUUCCAACUCGAAUCUGUGUGAAACUUUCAUUCCUUCAGAUUUGGCUUGACAAAGGCAGGAGGUACAAAAGAAGGGCUGGUAUUGUUCUCACACUGGUCUGCUGUCGCUCUCAGUUCUCGAUAGGUCAGAGCAGAGGUGGAAAAACAGCAUGUACGGAUUUUCAGUUACUUAAUCAAAACUCAAAUGUGAGUGUUUUUAUCUUUUUACCUUUCAUACACUAGCCUUGGCCUCUUUCCUCAGCCUUAAGAACCAUCUGCCAAAAAUUACUGAUCCUCGCAUGAUGGCAGCCAUAGUGCAUAGCUACUAAAAUCAGUGACCUUGAACAUAUCUUAGAUGGGGAGCCUCGGGAAAAGGUAGAGGAGUCACGUUACCAUUUACAUGUUUUAAAGAAAGAAGUGUGGGGAUUUUCACUGAAACGUCUAGGAAAUCUAGAAGUAGUCCUGAAGGACAGAAACUAAACUCUUACCAUAUGUUUGGUAAGACUCCAGACUCCAGCUAACAGUCCCUAUGGAAAGAUGGCAUCAAAAAAGAUAGAUCUAUAUAUAUAUAUAAAUAUAUAUUCUAUUACAUUUUCAGUGAGUAAUUUUGGAUUUUGCAAGGUGCAUUUUUACUAUUGUUACAUUAUGUGGAAAACUUAUGCUGAUUUAUUUAAGGGGGAAAAAGUGUCAACUCUUUGUUAUUUGAAAACAUGUUUAUUUUUCUUGUCUUUAUUUUAACCUUUGAUAGAACCAUUGCAAUAUGGGGGCCUUUUGGGAACGGACUGGUAUGUAAAAGAAAAUCCAUUAUCGAGCAGCAUUUUAUUUACCCCUCCCCUAUCCCUAGGCACUUAACCAAGACAAAAAGCCACAAUGAACAUCCCUUUUUCAAUGAAUUUUAUAAUCUGCAGCUCUAUUCCGAGCCCUUAGCACCCAUUCCGACCAUAGUAUAAUCAUAUCAAAGGGUGAGAAUCAUUUAGCAUGUUGUUGAAAGGUUUUUUUUCAGUUGUUCUUUUUAGAAAAAAAGAAAAACAAAAACAAAAACAAAAAAAAAAAAUCACACCAUUGCUCACAGAAUUGGCAUCUCAUUUUUGGGACCUCCCAUCUUUCUGUUUUGAAAAGUGUACAGUAGUGCAGUGUUCCUGAUGUAACUUUAUGGCUUACAAUGUUGACAUGUCUCAGGUUCAUGUGUUGCGAUUGGUGUUUUCCGUCUCAGGUAGAUUGCAAAGUGUAGGCCCCACACAUUGGAAAAAAUAAUAAUAAAACAAAGCAAAAACAGGAAAUUAUGGAUUUUAGUUGUAUAUUGGUUUAUGUAUUUUUUCUUAAGUAUACAGUGCACUGUUUGAAAUGUAUUGUUGAGUAUUACUUUGUACAGGUUGAUCACUUUUUUUAGAGUGAAGAAAGAACAAACUUGUUUUUUGUGUUUUUUAAAGGAAUAUAAAAUAAUGAAGGAUGUAUAAUUGAUGCCAAAUAAGCUUGUUCUUUAGUCACACCGACGUCUUAUUUUUCCCUUUAGGCCAGUUCUGUUUUUAAGGUGUACAUGGACAAUGUUACAGUGUAAGAAACUCCAUAUCCAUAUGUUCCCAUUCGCAUUUUGUAUUGGUUCAUGUAUACCAUUUUUACAAAAAAAAAAAGAAAAAAAAGAAGUACUAUAAAAUAUCUGUCUUCUUAAUAAAAAAAAAUUAAUGUUACAAAGUGAUCCUUUAAUCUCUUUAUGGACUUCUUAUGGACGCCUCCGAGUGAGAGAAGAGAUGGGCCUCUGGUCCCAGCUUCCUCCUUAGGACCAUGUACGGGGCCAGGAACGCUGGCAGUAGAUGCUAGGACAUGCUGCCGGCUGGGUUGCUGGGGGCCGCGCUCUCUCUCCUUCUCCGCUCAUCCUUCCUGUCCUUGUUCUCUUCCCCACUCUCAGUGGACAGGUGAGCCAAGUGCUGUGCCGUGGCUGAGUCUGGGCUCCCACGUGGACUCAGCGAUUUGUGCAGGUGUGCGAGCUGUCGUGGCGGGCCCGCCGGAACAGGCCGCUCCCGUAGAUGUGUCUUCCGCACUCAUCCCCUCUCUCACCGCCCCCCCACCCUCACCAACUUCCCUGUGUUGGCUGCUCCACCUGUCUCUUACUUUGGGAGUUUGUGUCUUAACAAUUCAUUCUGCCUUCUUCCUUGAAAGUUCUCUCUCCUUUCAUAAAAAGAAGACGUGAGCUGUGGAGGACUGGCUUGGCUGCCUGCAGAAGAUUGUUCUCACUUGCUGUUUAGGUUGCUGAGACUUCCAGGCCUGGGUAGACAGCAGGAUUUGCUCUGUUGUCAUCGUCCUUGCCUUGCAGGCUGAAGUGAGCAAUGACUACACUUCAUGGUGGCCGAUCUUAUAAAUGUGCAGAUAACGUCUGGCCAGGCCCAAAGUGCCCUUUUCCCACCAUCCCCUCAGCUGUGGUUGAUGAGUUCCCCUUUUCUCCCUUGGCCACGUCAUGGGGAAAGUUCCAUAGGAAAAGCAAAGGUAAGCUCCAGAAAGACUGAAGGCUGUGCAUCUCCCCUUGAGCCACUUCCAUCCUGGCCUGGUCUCUUACCUGUCUCUGUUAAAAAAAAAAAAAAAAAAAAAAAAAAAAAAAAAUCAGAUAUGCAGUUAUUGAGCACCUGCUGUAUGUCCAGCAUGGUGAGGGAUGCAGAGAAGUAUAAGGCGGUCUCUGGAGGCCAAGUAGAGCAUCAGUUACAUCACCUGAAAACUUGAAGUGACCCUGAGCCAUGGGUGCCCCACUGAACACAGAGAAGCCCAGAGAGUGCUAUGAGAAUUUUCUGGAGAAGGGUAAUCAGUGAAGGCUGGUGAGUCCCUAGACAGCUUCACAAAGAGCUGGGACCCCAGCUGGAUCUUAAAGGAUGGUUUCGUGGAGAAGGAAUGUGAGUCAAAAGUACAGAGGGCAACAAGCCCAGCCAGCCUGCUGAUUUGUAUGGGGAGAAGAAAGCAAUUCCGUGUGCAGGGUGGGAUGGGUCUUGUGGCUGUACUGAAAAGUCCGGGCAGAGGACUCGAUACUUCAGUGACCUCUCCCAGCCUCUGCCAGAGGGCAAGGAGCAGUAGGGAGUACUCAUUCAUUGCAUCUCUAUAAAAAGACCCAGAGAGAUAGAAUAAGGAUCAAAAGCACACACUAGAGAGAGGCUGCCUGCAUUCAGAUCCCUGUCCCACCAUGUAGCAGUGAAACCUCGGGUGAGUAGCCCAGCCUACCUGGCUUCAGUCUCUUGCUCUGCAAGGUGGACAUCACCAUAGCCUCGAAGGUUGUUAGGAAAGAUCAGUGAGAUAUGCAGUCAGCGCUCAGCCAAAAAGGUGCCAGACACACACUACUUGUUCAUUACAUGUCAGUCACAGGAUAGAGGCAAAUGGUGACUAAAACGAUAGAAGGUUACCCAGGGCUACGAAGAAGCGGUCACUACUCAGAGGGAGCUCUGAGGGCUCCUCUGCAUAUAGACACAUCAUGCCCUUGCAAACCACGACUUAGAAGGUUUAAUGACCCUUUUCUCUUCACCAUUCAUUAGCAGACUUAUUCCAAGCCACGUGGCAUGCAGUAUGUUUAGUCUCCCCACCCCUCUCCCUCUUGUCUGCAGCAUGAGGCUCCAGCUUUAGCUGUACCCUACAGAAAAAAGUCCCAGAAGUUCCUUGAGCUGAGGCAGACAGGAGGUGGUGACUGCUGUACAUUUGCCUUUUGAGCUCCACAGGGUAUGCAAAUGAGAAGGUGCUAGAAGCCGUCCCCGCUCAAAGGAUCUUGAUAAGUUGCCCACUCCUUCAUUUGAGAAGAGUGCGUACGAGAGUGAAAAUGGCCCUCGUUUCCCCCAGAGAGUUUUCACAAAUGUUUUGGCCUGGCAUUCUCCAAAUACAUCAACUGGAACCCUGAGGUGAUAUGCGGGUGUUAAUUGGUGCAAUCUUUCACUGUCCUCUGUCUACCUGAAAUGUAAUUCUUUUACCGCUGUGGACUUGCUCCAUGGAGAAAUGCUCCUUUGAUUCUGUCAUCAAGAACCUCAAAGAAACCAUGUGGCCACUGUGUUACAGGUAGAAAGACCCUGCUUAAGUGAAGGUAUUUUUGUUUUAUUAUAAAAUCAUGCCCAAGAUUAAUACACCUUUUUGCCAGGAUCCCAAAUACGCAGCCCUUUGUCAUGAAGAACUGGCAGCCACAUUCCUUCAGGGUGAAAUUUGUAUUCACAGCCAUACAUGUAUAGUUUUUGAAGCGCUGGCCCCCCGUACAGGAGAAGAAAGAAGGGACUCUUGGCUCAUCCAUGACCUUGUAGGUCAAUACCAUAUUAAAGUUCCUGUCAGGCACGCAGUAGUCACCCAGCAAGUAUCAGCUGAUUAAAGGGAGAAGAGUCGAGCACCUGGCUGACUGAGCCUUACGUUACACUUAAUCUGAAUGGGCCACCGAUGCUGUAUUUCAAACCUUGAUGUUUGCAUGUCCAUCCUUACUACAGGUGGCUUUCAGGUUGGCCGUGAAGGGACAAGCCAGCCAGUCCUGAGUUUAGAGCGAUUGGCCCUAUCAUUCUCAAGGACCCACUGGAAUAGUAUCAGGGAAUAUCAUUUUGGGUAAUGGCCAAGCAAAGCCUUAGUAUUGCUAUCAUAUAUUGUGAGGGGCCUUCAGAAUGCAAUAUGGCCUCUUUUAAAAAUGCAAACUAUAGUCCUUGCCUUAUCUGUGUUUAUCUCAAAAUGUUGAAAUGUGCCUCUAAUAGGAACUGCAGGAUUCAGUCCCCCCCCACCACCCCCCACCCAACACUCACAUCAUUACACAUGAGCAUCCCUGAACUGAGACCUGAAAGCAAGAAUCUUCUCUGUUUUCAGGUGUUCCAAACCUCAGCUUCCAGCCUCUUCAGUACACAGGAAACUUUGUUUCAUUUUUAUGUUUUUAUUUAUUUUUUUCAUUCCCAAAAAACAUAAAAUGUCUACUGCCCCUGGUGGUCAGUGCUGGGAAAUACAACUCGAGCCUUGCCUAUUGAAAUGCAGAAUGUAUUCCAACAAGGAACCUGACAUUGUCUACUGCUUUUUCUCUCACACACAUGCACACCUACCUGCGCCUCCCAUUUUACUCCCUCCUAAUCCUUCGAAGUGUUGAUCUGGGGAAGGUGAGAACCACUACUGAGGGGCAAAUCAACCGGUUCUCUGGGCCCGGGACUUCAGCUGCCCUCCAGACGUGCACAGGCUCACAGUCAUAUUUCAGACGUGACCGCCUCAAAUCUUCCUUAAGUGCUAUCUUCUCAGGUUAAUUAAUCACCAGGCUUAAACUUGCUGUUACCAGCAGGAAGUCCAUCCUGAAGUCAGCAAUGUUACGAUUGCAUCUUCUAAUACUGUUUAUCCUGCAUUAGUGUUUACUUAGGGGGAAAAUUGAUCCGUAAUUGAUAUUUCAGUCUUCCAGAGCUGGUGUUGGAAGAGCCUAAUGCAGGCCUUUAAUAGCAAGCAAAUAUUUAAAUCCCUUAAUGGUUGCUGAAUAUUGAAAUGUGUGACUUUAUUACUCUUUUUGGUUUGUUUUCUCUGUAGUUGUGUAUUUCAUCGUUUAAACCUGCAAUGGAUGCUGGCAAGUGCAAGUCUAGCUAAUCCACAAAAGCUGUUUGCCCAGACACAGCAGACCUGAUUAAAAAGUAUUGCUAUGGAAGGGAAUCUUCUGCACUAAUCAGUCUCUGUUAGCUAGUGACGAAAUUACUAUCCAUCUCUCUCUCUUUCUCUUUCUCUCCCUCUCUCUAGGCCUGUUUUCUCUAACCUCCUCUCCCAGAAUAAAGUGAUGAGGGCAGCUAUAGUGUUGCAAUUAGGAACAUGAAUCUUUUAUCGUUUGGACAAGGAAGGGAAAAUGCCAUUACUGUCAACUGAAAUGUCCUACUUGGGUUUUUUGCUCCUACUUCCCUGCCAAAGCCCAUUGCUGCUGCUGAAAUUGUAUAACAUUCACAGCUGUUCUUGAUGGCUUGAUUCUUAACACAGCCAGAAAUGUAGCCCGGGAGAUGCUUAAGACAGUUUAUGGAAAAUAAUAGAUUUCCUUGCAGAGACACCAAUGCAUCGAGAAGGGCCUUGAGUCACGUUAGCCCCAGCCAAGAUCACCAAUUUUCUCUCUAUCUGGCUUCAGUUACAAAGGCUAUGCCUU
Molecule: messenger RNA, 8740 nt
Organism: Homo sapiens (human)
Lineage: Eukaryota; Metazoa; Chordata; Mammalia; Primates; Hominidae
Gene: CADM1
Product: cell adhesion molecule 1
Exons: 12
Coding region: 69-1502 (477 amino acids)
Biological process (GO): lymphocyte migration into lymphoid organs; susceptibility to natural killer cell mediated cytotoxicity; positive regulation of natural killer cell mediated cytotoxicity
Cellular component (GO): glutamatergic synapse; postsynaptic membrane; plasma membrane
Molecular function (GO): signaling receptor binding; protein homodimerization activity; PDZ domain binding
Source: RefSeq, a predicted model, not a curated record